Molecule: messenger RNA, 3820 nt
Organism: Thalassophryne amazonica
Lineage: Eukaryota; Metazoa; Chordata; Actinopteri; Batrachoidiformes; Batrachoididae
Gene: cfap57
Product: cilia and flagella associated protein 57
Exons: 21
Coding region: 148-3654 (1168 amino acids)
Molecular function (GO): protein binding
Source: RefSeq, a predicted model, not a curated record
ACGUUCUCGCGAAAUGUCAGCAGUUGCUUAGCAACGUGACUCUAACACAGCUGUACCUGUCCUGUGUCGGUCAGCUGUCUGUGCGGUCUGUCGAGGACGAAUAGGUAUAAUAAAAGUUUAUUUUUUCUUUAAUCUCAGCGCAGAAUUAUGACUGCUGUGGAACCCCAUUUUACCUUCGGUGUGCGGGCAGGUGUGAAGAAUAAUUUGUGCUUCACUGAUGAACAAACGGUGGUAUUCCCCUGCGGAAACAGCUGCGUGUGCUACAACACUGUGGACAGAUCACAGAGGAUCAUUCCAGGCAGAGAGAACAGCCUGGGCGUGCGUGCUUUGGCCAUCAGCUCCAACCGGCGUUACCUUGCAUUGUCAGAGUGUGGUGACAGGGCAGCCAUCACAGUGUACGACCUGCAGCAUGAACAUGGCAGAAACAGAAAAGUCCUAAGUGCUGGAGAUGCUGUUGUUGAGGAAUUUGUAUGCAUGGCUUUCUCCCCCGAUUCCAAGUAUCUGAUUGGUCAGAUGGGAGGUCCAGACUGGGAGCUGAUGUUCUGGCUUUGGGAAAAACAGAAGGUUCUGGCCUCAGUGAAGACCAGUAACCCCAGUAACCCUGUCACACAGGUCAGCUUCAAUCCCUACAACAACAUGGAGCUUUGUGUGAGUGGUCUUGGUGUGUUGAAGCUGCUCUGCUAUGCACACAGUGCUCUAAAACAAAGUAGCUUCCCAAAGGUGGGGUCUCUCAACUUCCUGUGCCACGCCUGGAUGACAGAGCAGCGACUGAUUGCUGGGACAGACACCGGCAGGCUGCUGGUGUUUGAGUCUGGAAACCUGCAAAGAGAGAUUAAUGUGACUGCCAACUCUGUUCAUGAGCAGCCUGACAGACAUUCGGAGGUGAAGAAGGUCAGAGACGCUGACAUGGAUGAAAGCCCCGCUGUGUCUCGAAUCACAGCAGUUCUGUCUUAUUCUAGAGGCUUUGCAUGUUCUGCAGCCCCCAGCACAAUCUGUCUCUUUGAGAAUAUCGAUGGGGACAGUUAUAUGAAGACAAAGGAAAUACAGAUCCCAUCAGAUCCACACAGCAGUGAGCAGAUGUCUGCAGAUUGUCAGGAAGUAGACACCAUCUGUGUGAGUCCAGCAGAGAACACUCUAUGUAUCAGCACAAAUAGAGGACAGCUGUACAGCUUCAACCUGACCUCUGAAGACACCGAAAAGGAGGAACAAGAAUAUUUUGACUUCCUGUGCCAGCCGUUCCACUCCAAGCCCAUCACUGGUUUGUCCGUUUGUUUUCACAAACCUCUCCUUGCCACAAGCUCUCUGGACUGCUCUGUCCGCAUCUGGAACUAUCAAACUCAAGUGUUGGAGCUGUACAACGAGUUCCAGGAGGAGGCACACAGUGUAACUUUCCAUCCUACUGGCCUUUUCAUCCUAGUGGGAUUUUCAGACAAACUCAGGCUAAUGAACCUGCUGAUUGACAACAUUCACACCAUUAAAGAGUUCACUGUACGUGGCAGCCAUGAGUGUGCUUUCAGUCAUGGUGGACACUUGUUUGCUGCUGUCAGUGGAAAUAUAAUUCACAUCUACUCCUUCACCACUUUUGAAAACAUUCUCAAUCUGAAGGGCCACAUUGGAAAGGUGAGGGCUGUUGACUGGAGUAUGGACGACAGCCAUCUGGUGUCAUGUGGGAUGGAUGGUGCACUAUAUGUGUGGAAUACACUGACCGGAAAGCGUGAGUCAGAGAAUGUCUUGAAGUCUUGCAGCUACACAAGUGUUUCCUUCUCUUCGGAAUGCAAGACUAUCCUUGCUGUGGGAACAGAUUUCACCUUGAAGGAGAUCCAAGACAGUCAGAUCCUGAGAGAGGUUCCUGCUGAUGAGGUCGCACACACCGCCAUCGCAAUAUCUCAUUCUGGUCGGGUUAUUUUUACUGGGACCUCUGUUGGUACAAUCAGGGCAAUUAAGUAUCCAUUACCCAUCAAAAAGGAAUGGAUCACGUACCAGGCACACUGUAGCCCCAUAACCAAGAUGGUCAUCACAUGUGAUGAACAGUUCCUGGUGACAGUGUCUGAAGACAGCUGCCUGAUGAUUUGGAAAAUCAUUAAUAAGGAAGGUCACGGACUGAAGAGCAACAAGCAGAUUGUCUACAAUGAAGACGUCCUCAUCACCAAGUCAGACCUCGAGGAGAAGAACCAGACCAUGUUGAAGCAAAAGAUGCGUCUAGAGGAGAUUGAGAUGCAGCACGAGUACCUGCUCAGUUUGAAGGAUGUGGACUACAACAAGAAGAUAAAGGACAUUUCUGACACAUAUAUUCAGGAAAUGGAGUCUCUGAAAAUGGCACAGCAGGCCAUGAAGAUGGAGAUGGAGAGGCAACAACAUGAACACGAGAAGAGGUGUGCAGACAUGGCUGAGAAACAUGCAAAAGAACUGCAGGAUUUAGAGUCAUCCUACAGCCAGAAGCUGAUUGUGGAGCAUGAGAGGUUCCUGGAUCUUCAACAUAAAUGUCAAAGCAUGCAGGACGACUAUGAGAUGCAGUUGCAGGCUGCACAGGAAAGCAAACAUGGAGCUCUGGAGGAGCUCACACAGCUGUAUGAGGCCAAGUUGCAGGCGAAGAAGAACCUCCUCACUCAGCGCGAGGAAAGAACAAAGCAGCAGGGCCAUGAAUUGAAAGAGAAGGCGAAGGAAAUAGAAGAGGAUGAGGACCGGCUGAUUAACGACAUCCAAAUGAAGUAUGAGAAGAAACUUCAUUCAGAGAAAGAGAUCAACACAGAUCUGAAGAACGAAACUAGUGUCAUGUCACAGAAGCUAUACAGUCUGCAGCGACAGAUUGAUGACAGAUGCGCUGAAAUAAACAAGCUGAAGCAGGAACGGCAGAGGCUGCUCGGGUUGGUUCGAUCCAUGGAGAGUGACAUUGAGGACCUGAAGAGGCAGAUCUCUGGGCGCGAAAAGACAAACCAGGACAAGGAUAAGACCAUCAGUAGUUUGAAGAACAAGAACCAGGAACUGGAGAAGUUGAAGUUCCUUCUUGAUUUCCAGUUAAAUGAUCUGAGGAAGAAAGUUGAGCCACUACAAGGUGACAUCAGUGACAAAAAGGAGAAACUCCAACAGCUAGAAGACGAGCUGCUGAAAAUCCACAAGGACAACUAUCAGCAGAAUCUCACCAUUUCUGACCUGAGGCAAAAACUGGAGAUCAGAAAUAAGGAGAUGCAAAAGGAGAAACAAAAGGUGAAAGAUUUUGAGACCUAUGUGCAGCGGUUCAAAGCCGAUCUCCACACUUGUGUUGACUUCAUUCAGGACCCAAAGAAACUCAAGGACAGUGUGCAGAUGCUGAAUACCCACUACGUGUCCCAGACUGAUGUGGUGGUGAAAAGCAGAGCAGAUGAAGAUGUUUACGCAGCGUUCUCCCGCCAGCGCGAACACCUCGAGAAGACAGUCACUAAUCUGAAAAUGAAGAUGACCAAAGCUGAUGCUGACCACGAGAAGAACUACGUCAAAAUCAUGAAGGAAAAUGUUUCUCUGAUUAGUGAGAUCAAUCACCUACGCAUGGAGCUAUGUUCAGCGAAGUCUCAGGCUACGGAUUUGAAAGCAACGCUGGCAAUGUCCAAGAAGUCCAAGCCACGUCCUGACUCAGAGGACAGGCCCAAAAAGGUGCCUGCAUCUAGGGACAUCAGCUAAGCAUUUAACUGCAGAGACAGAAGAGAGUCGAUGUCCUUCACGUCCAGAUGUAUCCAAAUCUUUUUUCCUCCGUGUAGCUCUUGACAUCCAUAAUUAUAGAAAACUAAUCCAGAGGACCCUUUAUUGGCUAAUAUAUGACAGACUUCAGACUCUCUGCACUGGAAGA